AUAUAUAUUCCUCCCAUUUUUUUCUCUCUCUAGGGUUUUACAGCAGAACACUCCACCCUCUCCGAUCAAGGAAGAAAACUCGAGCACCCAAUGGCCACGUCAGCAAGGGUUUUUGGCAACAAAUGUCGAGCUCUGAUGGCUGCGGCGAAAUCCUCCGCCGCCGCCGCCUCCUCCUCCACCGCCGCCGCUGCUGCGAAUGCUCCCCCUCGUGCCACCGGCAUACUGAAGGUGCAAUCCGUAUCACCUGCUCUCGCGAAGUUUCUCGGAUCUCCCGAAGCAUCUAGGUCUGGAGCUAUAAAGCAAAUCUGGGACUACGUCAAAUCCAACAAUCUUCAGAACCCAUCCAACAAAAGAGAGAUCUUUUGCGAUGAAACACUGAAGUCCAUUUUCGAUGGGAACGACAAGGUUAAUUUUCAGGGUGUGGCGAAGUUGUUGUCCAACCACUUUCCGAAGGCAGCAUAAAGUAUGCUAGGCUAGUUCUCGUUAGUAAUUCUGCCCGAUUAUGUAAUUGCAGAUUGAAGCAUUUUGUAGCUGUUGUGUUUUAUGCUUUGUCGUAAUCCUGUCAGCACUUCUUUCUUUCUUUCUUUUUUGGUUUUUAGUUGCAAAAUUUGGUGCAUAUAUCGGAUUCUCUUUAUGCAACUCGGUUUUACGAUGGCAUGGAAAGCUUCACUCGGCAGAUCUUUUACUAAUUUUUCGUGAAUUUCUCCGAAGUUGACUAAUAUUUGUUGGCUUUUUUGGCCAUUCUGUUUGAAGGCUAUAUAUACUUUGGGUAAUAUUUGUUGUUGAUUGAAAUGUCAGCACAAGUUUCUUUUGUUGUGA
This is a messenger RNA of Erythranthe guttata (spotted monkey flower), 819 nucleotides long. RefSeq names its product protein TRI1. NCBI's taxonomy places the organism in Eukaryota, Viridiplantae, Streptophyta, Magnoliopsida, Lamiales, Phrymaceae. The record is from RefSeq and is a predicted model, not a curated record.